This is a messenger RNA of Dacryopinax primogenitus, 996 nucleotides long. RefSeq lists its product as uncharacterized. Bases 1 to 996 code for a protein of 331 amino acids. The transcript is spliced from 6 exons. Lineage: Eukaryota; Fungi; Basidiomycota; Dacrymycetes; Dacrymycetales; Dacrymycetaceae. The record is from RefSeq and is a predicted model, not a curated record.
AUGUCAACGCCUCACCUCCUAGCAACUGGCAACCCUCCUCCUCCCCCUCCCUCCCCCUCCCUCCCCCUCACUCCCCCAGCCUCCCAGUACUUGCUAGGCCAGCAGAUGCAGCCUCAGCCCAACACCCCUGAGCCAGAGGAAUCAAUGCUGGAUGCAGAAGAGGUCGAAGAAGAACAGGCAUCCAAAGCUGGAGUGGUCCAGCUUUGGAUGCAUGCAUGGUACUUCUGGGACAACCAGCUGAACCUGUGCUUUCACUGCGUGAUGCCUGUGGAACCCCAAUCUCCUGGCUCUAUUGUUGCUGGUACAGCAAGUUCAAAGACUGCCAAGAUGCUGGACCAGCAAAUCAAACAUCGCUGGCAGUGGAUCCCCCUGGCCAUCCCCAUCUGCACACUCCAGUAUUCUGCUGGAGAAUUCCCUGGCUACAUUCUCCCAGACUCAGCAGUUGAGAGCAUGGCACACAUGCAUCCUCUGGUGCACACUGCUGCCCUGGGCUUGCCUGGCAAGCCAGGCCAGGAAGGAGAUGCAUGGCUCCUGGAAGAUGACAACAAUCUGGAGAUCCAGGAUGUGGUGAACAAGGAUUGGGAACAGGAGACAACAGCAUUGAUCAAGUAUUUCCACAUGCCUGCUGGCAUGCAGUAUGCUGGCCCCUACAUGUGCAAAAUACUGGAGGAAUGCCAGUUCCUUGCUGAUGAUGGCCAAUGUCCUCCUGGCAUUGUAGACUGGCCAUGGUCCAGCAACAACAACUGGAAAGAACAUAUGGACAAGACAAUGAAUUUUUUCAGUGUCAGCAGCAAGGAACCCUAUUUCAAACAGGCAGAAAUAACCAAACAGUUCUUUGUGUAUGAACUGCUGGCCCUAUAUCUGCUCCAGCAAUGGCAUGCUCACCUCAACACCCCUUGGCAGAAGUGCAAGAAUCUUGUCAACAAAUGCAUCAACCAGACAGCAUCAUUUGUGGAUGCAACAGACAUGGAGCUGGGCCAGAUUGAAACAUGCUAG